Messenger RNA from Colletotrichum truncatum, 420 nucleotides. RefSeq lists its product as uncharacterized. NCBI's taxonomy places the organism in Eukaryota, Fungi, Ascomycota, Sordariomycetes, Glomerellales, Glomerellaceae. The record is from RefSeq and is a predicted model, not a curated record.
AUGAGAGUUCAAAAAGAAUCGGCGAUCAGGGCCGCAUGGUCGUCACGUCUUGACGUAGUUGAAGUCAUCUGCACGUUUGAGAGAGAUGGCCGAGUGUUCUAUGGCGUAAUCUCAGAGAUUCCUCAGAUCCUUGUGUGGGAUUGGCCAGAUGAUCGCCAACUUCUAUGGGUCUUUGACGAUGGAGAUGGCAUCAGAGUAUGGCAAGAAUGUUUUGAGCGACCUAGACCGAGCAACCCUGCUUGGGCGUCACGUCUUCAGUCUAUUGUGGGUUGUUGUGAAAGCGAUGGCGGCAAUGUCUGUUACGCCGUCAAAUGGGACGGUUACGCAUGUCCCACGUGGGAAGCAGAAGAAGACAUGUCAAAGUAUGGCCACCUGCUGGCGGAGCAUGAUCAGGCUUGCAAGUGCAGGCAAAGGUUGUGA